Messenger RNA from Cooperia oncophora, 330 nucleotides. The record is from the annotation of a GenBank genome assembly. Lineage: Eukaryota; Metazoa; Nematoda; Chromadorea; Rhabditida; Trichostrongylidae.
AUGCUGCGUUAUUCAGAGUUAGCAAAAAGCACCCGAAGAAGUUCUCUCCAAACUGGGUUGAAUCAAUCAAGUGUAUUACAGAAGCCGUCCGACCUCAAAACGUUACCAGGUGAAAUUUAUACGCCAUCGGAACCACCUGCAUGCGGUCUCCUCAUUGACGUUGGCAAAGAGUAUCUACUGGCAGGUAAAAUCCACAACGGGACGCUGCUCACGGUGCUCUGCGGUCAGGUGCUUGUUGAUAAUCCGGCGGAAGAACUCUACGAGAAUGUGCUUGAAUGGAAGAAAGUGCCCAAACAACUACAAGAGAAACUUACUACUUUCAAAUGUUAA